AUGCCAUAUAAGGCAGUGGUGUUGGCAUUAGAAUUUUUAGAACGAGAGAGUGAAAUGGCGUCCACAAAUGGAACUUCACGCGGUCGACCUAUUCCUAUUGAAGACGCUAUUGGGAUGAUCCAAGACCUAGAAAGUCACACAGGAGGUUUGUUAAGUGACAAGGAAAGCGAUCUGGAUCAGCAGCUAUACAAUAUGGACGAGAAUCGGAGGUAAGUGCUUCGUUGAAGUUCGAGGAGACUUGCUUCACAUGUGCUCCGCGUAAAGAAUGUUGUCUUUAAAGGGCAGGUAUUUGUCGUUUGGAUCGACCUUCCCGCGAUCGAGACCUGUAUUCUAGUUGAAAUAGAUCUCCAAGUUUAUAUUUUUGCUCGUAAAGUUGGACUUACUGGGCCAAAGGUAUACUUUUUUUCAUAUUUUGCUGUAUGCUGGAUGAGACGCGCAAGUCACCUGGGGACGGGGAGAUUCUCAUGGUGACGCAAACUUUGCGUGUUUCUCCUAGGCAACGCAAUUCGUUCGCGUUUUUCCUCAGCAACGCUCGAGUUACAAUUUUUUUAACAGAACUGUAGUGUGUUGUAGAAAACCUUCCUAUUUCUUUCUUUCUUUUAUUUUUGGCAAAGUUUCAAAUAUUUCCUAUAUUUUUUUCACUUGUGUAUUUGUGUUUCAGUGAACAGAAAAUUUUGCUUCUCUUUCCUGUUUAUUACCUGGCCGUUUUUAUGGAUAAUUAUAGUUAUGCUGCUAGUGGUGAUAAUGAUGAUGGUGCAGACAUUCAAUCUGUAGUGUUGCCUUUACACGCAACACCUGCACCUCUUCCUACAGCUGCUUUCGCAGCUCCCCCAGCUGCGUCUGCAACUCCCCCAGCUGCACCCCUGGUUGCAGAAGUUAGUGCGGUUCUUACCGGUCAGUAUUAUUUUAUUGUCAUUGUAGAUAGUAAUUCAAUACAGCUGGUAGCUUGUCUUUUCUUUUAUCGUCUUUGUAUCAUAACAAUAAAUCUGUUUCUUUUUAUUUAGCUGCUACUCCGGCGGCUACUCCAGCCAGGUUCUAUGGCCGAGUACAUCCUCCUGCACGACUUGGUAAGUAAUUAUUUCUAUAGUUUCUAAAGUGUGUUAUAUUUCUAAAUCAAAUAUUGUUUGUUUCAUUUAUGAUAAAGUAGUCAUGAGUUUCAAAAACAUAGAAGUAGCCAGCAUGUUUGAAUGGUGCUUAUAUUGAACCACUGAGUAGUGAAAUGUAUGUUUCUGUUUGUGUAGUUCGCAGGGUCCAUGUUGUUGAUCAGCCUGCUAACUCUGGUGCUGGUCACAGCAGGCCAUGCUGCUGGUUUUAG
Porites lobata is the source of this 1315-nucleotide messenger RNA. The record is from the annotation of a GenBank genome assembly. Lineage: Eukaryota; Metazoa; Cnidaria; Anthozoa; Scleractinia; Poritidae.